This is a messenger RNA of Hippoglossus stenolepis (Pacific halibut), 3005 nucleotides long. Its product is annotated as cytohesin-1. The transcript is spliced from 12 exons. The record is from RefSeq and is a predicted model, not a curated record. Lineage: Eukaryota; Metazoa; Chordata; Actinopteri; Pleuronectiformes; Pleuronectidae. Bases 528 to 1547 code for a protein of 339 amino acids. Gene Ontology annotation, biological process: regulation of ARF protein signal transduction. Gene Ontology annotation, molecular function: guanyl-nucleotide exchange factor activity.
GCGUCAUCGUUACUUCUGCAUUAGAACCAUUUUCAGAAACUUGCGUGUGUGUGUGGUCAUGCCUUCCUCUGAAAUCUCAUGGGACCUAGAUAAACAGUCACAGUAUCCGUUUGGUAACUGCUGAAUUAUUAAUGAAGUUUGUUUAGUCCGUCAUUGCAUCGUCAGAGGAUGUGAUGUGUUGUGUAACUUACAAGCAGCAGAGUGGAAGUAAGCGUGAACUUUAAGUCUGGACAUUGGUUUGGUUGCCCUGAGCAGCUGGUCAUCAUUGCUAUGACAAGGUGUCCCAUUACUGGCCAACACAAACACACACCGUGACCUGAGGACGUCGCAGAGCAGCUGGGUGAGGAGCCCGGAGACACUUGUUAUUUGAAUUUCCUGAUGACCUCAGUCCAGAGGAGAGACAGGAGCUGGAGAGCAUCCGCCGCAAAAAACAAGAGCUGCUGCAGGACAUACAAAGACUGAAGGAUGAGAUAGCAGAGGUGACCAAUGAGAUUGACAACCUGGGCCUGACUGAAGAGAGGAAAAGUAUGCAGAGGAACAAACAGAUGGCCAUGGGCCGAAAGAAGUUCAACAUGGACCCAAAGAAGGGCAUCCGCUUUUUGGUGGACAGCUCCCUGCUGAAAAACACCAGCGACGACAUCGCUCAGUUCCUCUACAAGGGCGAGGGGCUGAAUAAGACGGCCAUUGGGGACUACCUGGGGGAGCGAGAUGACUUCAACAUCGAGGUGCUGCACGCCUUCCUGGACCUGCACGAGUUCUCGGACCUGCACCUGGUCCAGGCGCUCAGGCAGUUCCUGUGGAGCUUCAGGCUGCCCGGCGAAGCUCAGAAGAUCGACCGCAUGAUGGAGGCGUUCGCCCAGCGAUACUGUCACUGUAACCCUGGAGUGUUUCAGAGCACAGAUACCUGUUAUGUGUUGUCGUUCGCUGUGAUCAUGUUGAACACCAGUCUACACAACCCUAACGUGAAGGACAAACCGCCGGUUCAGAGAUUCACAGCGAUGAACAGAGGCAUCAAUGACGGAGGAGAUCUGCCAGAGGAGCUGCUCAGGAAUCUGUACGACAGCAUCAAGAACGAACCCUUUAAGAUCCCAGAGGAUGAUGGGAACGACCUCACACACACUUUCUUCAACCCCGACAGAGAAGGCUGGCUCCUGAAACUCGGAGGUGGACGAGUUAAGACCUGGAAGAGACGCUGGUUUAUCCUCACAGAUAACUGCCUCUACUACUUUGAAUACACCACAGAUAAAGAACCCAGAGGAAUUAUUCCACUGGAAAAUCUGAGCAUCAGAGAAGUUGAUGACUCUAAGAAACCGAACUGCUUCGAGCUCUACAUCCCCAACCACAAAGAUCAGGUGAUCAAGGCCUGCAAGACGGAGGCGGACGGCCGCGUCGUCGAAGGAAACCACACUUUUUACCGAAUCUCGGCCCCGACCACGGAGGAGAAGGACGAGUGGAUCACCAACAUCAAAGCUGCCAUCAGCAAAGACCCGUUCUACGAGAUGCUGGCUGCUCGGAAGAAGAAGGUGUCGACUCUGAAGGGGCUGUAGAGCUGCAGAGGAUUAAACAUUUCCACAGGUUUGACUCCUGAACGCAGCACAGCUGACGUGGACCUGAUAUUCCUGCUGCUGCAGUGACACUUGGACCUGGCACAAGGGAUUCAGCCGUUAACGUGGCUCUUCCUUUGACACCCGUCUCUUCGCAGGUUUGAACGUUGAACGUUUCAUUUCUCAUCCCCAGAUGAAAAGAUUCACUCAGACCUUUUAUUUAAAUCCUCAAACAGCUCCUUUUUUUAAUUUAUUUUUUAAACAAACACACUUCUGCAGUGCUGCAACCACGCUGUGAUCUCUGGUUAAGACUCCCACUCCUCCUCAGAUCUGCUGAAAUGAUAUUUGAAACAUGUCUGAUUCAUCUCAAAGUAGCUUCAAACAGAUUGUGUUUGUUAAACUGGGCUGCGGGUAUCCAAGCAUUUAACUGGAGAGAAAAAAAUGAAGGAGCGAGCGGGAAAUGAUUUCAGUCAGAUUAGAAGUGUAAUCAGUGUGUAAACACAGACUGUAUAUAAAGAUGGACAACAGGUCUCCACGUCCUCCCACUAUCUAGAAAUGAGGCCUAACUAUCCCGGGUAGGAAUGCUGCCGUCUUGCACAUUCGGAGUCAGUCUGCGCAGUAACGACGAGUCUGGAACUAGCUCAUACCCGACACUAUAGCCACUUUUCCACUGGUCAAAAAACCAACUAACAUCUGGCUUUUGUCUGCAGUGUGAAUGGAUUCAAUCCACACUCACUCCUGGGUCUAAUGACUGUGCAGUAGACGGCGAUGGAAACGAGUCACGUGGUUGAACGUACUAAUUUAGCAAAACAAGGUUUUAAAAAAACUGAAAAGAAAACUCUGCUACUGCCAAUGGGGAAAAGAGUCAAUUGAUGUUUUUUGCUGCAUAAAAACAAAACUGUUUAUACCAACCAAUUUUGGUGUUAAGAGAUAUAACACGCACAGUAAGCGUGGUUUGACCUAUGCUGCAGUCAGCCACCAGGGGGCGAUCCAGACUAACUCAUGCAGAUUUGGAGCUGUCAUGUCAUCCUUAUGUUCAGUCUGCUGAGGAGAGACAGAAGAUAACUGUGCUUUAUGAUGCUGGACAAUUACAGUAUGAAUCAAAUACUUUGUUUACUACAAAACUUCAAAAAAUCAUACACGUCAGUAAGUUUACUGUUUUGAUGAGUUGAGGCCUUGGACUGAAUCUGGUUCCAGACUGAAAACAAAGACAUGAACUGAAGAGCGUCUUCAGUUUGGUUCUCUCUCCUGGCCUCUUUCCUCCGGACGACUGUUUAGUUUGAUGCCAUAUAAAUGCUUGUUUUUUUUCUAAAGGCUGUUUUCUUACUGCUGUUGCUCUUUUGUCAAAGCACUGUUCAUACAAAUGAAGGCAAAACAAAAAUUCCUAAAUAUUUAUUUAUCCAGAUUCCUUGUAAUUUAUUGUUUCAUGUUUGUCUCAUUAAAACAAAACAAAACAUUUGA